AUGGAUGAGAAUGAGCAGAGAGUGAGAGGAGGAGGAGGCGGAGGAGGCGCUCGGAGUGCAGGAGAGUCCGAGCUCAGAGCUCCGUCUCCGGGACACGCGCCUCCUCCGUAUCCUCAUCCUCAGCCACCGCCGCCUCCUCACCGCCUCACCAACUUUUUCAUCGACAACAUCCUGCGCCCGGAUUUCGGACGCAAAAAGCCGGAGGAAGGUGUGUUGAGGAGGAGUGAGAGCAGCCCGGGGGCCCCGGGACAGGGUGCACAGGUGGGACAGGUGUCCACAGAGAGCACGUCCACCGGGAAGAAAGCCGACACGCGUGUGGCAGACCACGAGACGCUCAAAGUGCAAGGAGAAAGCAAGGAGCAGUGCCUGAGCUCGGAGCCGGAGCUUUCUCAGCCCAACCCGUCCACUCGAACCCAGAACCAGCCCAUGCUGUGGCCCGCCUGGGUUUACUGCACGCGCUACUCGGACAGACCCUCAGCAGGUCCCCGAACCCGCAGACCAAAGAAGAAGAGCAGCAGCAAGGAGGACAAGCGGCCACGCACCGCCUUCACGGCCGAGCAGCUGCAGCGUCUGAAGGCGGAGUUCCAGUCGAACCGCUACCUGACAGAGCAGCGGCGGCAGAGCCUGGCUAACGAGCUGGGCCUUAACGAGUCGCAGAUCAAAAUCUGGUUCCAGAACAAGAGGGCCAAAAUCAAGAAGGCUUCCGGAAUCAAGAACACGCUAGCGCUGCACCUGAUGGCCCAAGGCCUGUAUAACCACGCUACCACCACCAAGGACGACAAAUCAGACAGCGACUGA
This is a messenger RNA of Neoarius graeffei (lesser salmon catfish), 798 nucleotides long. RefSeq names its product engrailed homeobox 2a (gene en2a). The record is from RefSeq and is a predicted model, not a curated record. Lineage: Eukaryota; Metazoa; Chordata; Actinopteri; Siluriformes; Ariidae. Gene Ontology annotation, biological process: neuron differentiation; multicellular organism development; regulation of transcription by RNA polymerase II. The coding region runs from base 1 to 798 and encodes 265 amino acids. The transcript is spliced from 2 exons. Gene Ontology annotation, molecular function: RNA polymerase II cis-regulatory region sequence-specific DNA binding; DNA-binding transcription factor activity, RNA polymerase II-specific. Gene Ontology annotation, cellular component: nucleus.